GAGGAGAGGAGCCGGGCGGUGGCUGGGGCAGGCGGGCGGGCUGGAGGGCCCCACCGAUAUCCCUGCAGCUCCCCUUGUGGCCUGACGCUGACAGAGGCAAAAAUCUGCUAACUAAGGGGGCAGACUCAGCCAGGGCUGUGAGCAGACCUGGGGAAUGACCCCCGAUCUCCAAGUGGUGCCUUCCACGGCUGCACGGCUAUCUCAAGCUGCCUCUGCCUCGGUUCCUGGCCCUGGCUCUGUCCCUAAUCUGGGAUCACCAUUACCUGUGCCACAUGAGCCCUCUGUCUCCUACCAGGACAAUGAGGCUCUGGGGGCCUCGGAGCCUGGGGUUGGCUUUGGGUGUCUUCAUGACCAUCGGAUUUGCCCUCCAGUUCUUGGGGGGAUCCUUCCGGAAGAGGCUACCCAGGCUGCAGCCCCAGGUCCCAUCCCGGAGACCAGCUGUUCCAUCCUGCCCACCCCAGCAGCGACUUGUGUUCCUGAAGACGCAUAAAUCUGGGAGCAGCUCUGUGCUGAGCCUGCUUCAUCGCUACGGGGAUCUGCAUGGGUUGCGCUUUGCCCUCCCUGCCCGCUACCAGUUUGGAUACCCAAGACUUUUCCAGGCAUCUCGGGUCAAAGGCUAUCACCCCCAGGGUGGAGGCACCCAGCCCCCCUUCCACAUCCUCUGUCACCACAUGAGGUUCCAUCUGAAAGAGGUCCUUCAGGUCAUGCCUUCUGACAGCUUCUUCUUUUCCAUUGUCCGAGACCCAGCAGCUCUGGCCCGCUCUGCCUUCUCCUACUAUAAGUCCACCUCAUCGGCCUUCCGCAAGGCACCAUCCUUGGCUGCCUUCCUAGCCAAUCCUCGCGCCUUCUACCGGCCUGGGGCCCGGGGAGACCAUUAUGCACGUAACUUAUUAUGGUUUGACUUUGGCCUCCCUUUUCCCCCAGAGGUGAGGACCAAGAGAGGGACCCUUCAUCCCCCUAGAGACCCCAACUCCCCACAGCUGCAUGUUUUGCCUCCCGGUGCUGGCCCUCGGGCCCAAACCUUAGACCCCAGUGCACUCUUCCACCCUCUUUCCACUGCUACUCAUGGUCACAGCCAGAUAGCCAGCCCUGUUUCUUUAGAUUUGGGGUCUUCAUCCUUCAUCCAGUGGGGCCUGGCCUGGUUGGACUCCAUCUUUGACCUGGUCUUGGUGGCUGAAUACUUUGAUGAGUCAUUGGUUCUGCUGGCAGAUGCCCUGUGCUGGGGUCUGGAUGACGUGGUGGGCUUCGUGCACAAUGCCCAGGCUGGAGGACAGCAGGGCCUCAGUGCUGUUAGUAAUGGUGGACUAACUGCUGAGAAUCAGCAGCUGACUGCCCGGGCCCGAGCCUGGAACCAUCUAGACUGGGCUCUCUAUGUUCACUUCAACCGCAGUCUGUGGGCUCGGAUAGAACAAUAUGGCCAGAGCCGGCUGGACAGUGCUGUGGCCCAACUCCGGGCUCGACGUGAAGCCCUAGCUAAACGCUGCCUGGUAGGCGGUGAGGCUUUAGACCCCAAAUUUAUCACUGACCGUCGGUUCCGCCCCUUCCAGUUUGGGUCGGCUAAAGUUUUGGGCUAUAGACUUCGGAGUGGACUGAGCCCCCAGGACCAGGAGGAGUGUGAACGUCUGGCUACCCCCGAGCUACAGUACAAAGACAAGCUGGAUGCCAAGCAGUUUCCUCCUACAGUACCACUGCCCAGCAAGACUUCAAGGCUACUCUCCCAUAGGCAGAUUUAGGCUGAAGAGAAGCUAAAUUAAAUAGAAGGGCUCAUGUGAUUAAGUAUGGGGCAAGAAUGAGUGGUUUUUUCAGAAAGGAUGGAACUUUGUCCUAAUGCAGGCUGCGUCCUCUGGCCCCUGCCUCAGAAACCCAGUCGUUCCCAGCAGGGCCUCCCUCCCACACCUGUUUUGUCUUUCCCCUUCCCAUUCCCAAGGUAGGUCCUUGGAGAACUCUCCAAAGCCCCCUGGAGGGGCGAAAGAUGAAGUGGGACAAAGUUUGGGGCAUGGAGUUGGGAUGACGCUUGCAUUCUCUAGGUAAUACUUGUUACUGGGCUAUGUUCAUUUCACUAUGAGAUGUUUGCUGAAUGAAUAAAUCAUUUGAAACGUUUACUUGAUU
Molecule: messenger RNA, 2109 nt
Organism: Tupaia belangeri chinensis (Chinese tree shrew)
Lineage: Eukaryota; Metazoa; Chordata; Mammalia; Scandentia; Tupaiidae
Gene: GAL3ST4
Product: galactose-3-O-sulfotransferase 4
Exons: 4
Coding region: 273-1733 (486 amino acids)
Biological process (GO): glycolipid biosynthetic process
Cellular component (GO): membrane
Molecular function (GO): galactosylceramide sulfotransferase activity
Source: RefSeq, a predicted model, not a curated record